AUGAAAUUAUCAUACUUUACUGACAGUAGCAACGAUAAAAAAAACAGUACAAGUAACAUGUCCGAUCUUUCAUUACAACGACCUAGCAAAGGACAUACGCAUAAAGGAGAUCGACGACUAAGCAAUCUACUCUAUCGUAAAUCAAAACUUGAAAGUGUUAAUGAAACAUCUGCAUUACUUAGUGGAUUUGAAAUUGUAGCCAUUGUCGAAUUAUCAUUAGAUUCAUAUAAAGAAAAUAAUUCUAGUAAUGGUCUUAUUAUUUGUUAUGCUAUUGUAUCGUGCCUUUUAGUAGGUAUUCAUUUACUUGCUUUACUUAUGUCAAUGUUGAGUGGCUUUUCUCAAACAGCUGCUAUUGCUGCUCUUGUUACACUGUGCCUUGUUGGUUGCCCGUUUAUUUUAUUUGCUAUUGGCUUUUGUUUUCGUGUAACACGAGCAAAAGUUCAUUUCCAUCAAACAGAUUUAGAAAAUAUGGAGCGUGGUGCUAUUGCUCGUGGCUUAUUUAUGAAUAAUCCGAAUGUUCCACUAACAUCAUUAGCAACACAUGUAGAAGAAAAUUCAUGA
Messenger RNA from Rotaria socialis, 561 nucleotides. The record is from the annotation of a GenBank genome assembly. NCBI's taxonomy places the organism in Eukaryota, Metazoa, Rotifera, Eurotatoria, Philodinida, Philodinidae.